Fulvia fulva is the source of this 2193-nucleotide messenger RNA. RefSeq names its product Exocyst complex component exo84. Bases 1 to 2193 code for a protein of 730 amino acids. NCBI's taxonomy places the organism in Eukaryota, Fungi, Ascomycota, Dothideomycetes, Mycosphaerellales, Mycosphaerellaceae. The record is from RefSeq and is a predicted model, not a curated record. Gene Ontology annotation, biological process: intracellular protein localization; exocytosis; Golgi to plasma membrane transport. The transcript has a single exon. Gene Ontology annotation, cellular component: exocyst.
AUGUCGGAGAGCAAAGGCAUCUCGCUGCGUCGCAAGAAGACGUCGGCGAAGACGGCAAAGACAGCAGCAGCGCGUCCGACGAUAUCCGCGCCCGUCCAGCAGCACCAGCAGCACCAGCACCAGCAGCACCAGCAAGGCGACAGUCGAAGCGCGUCGGCCGUCCGCAGCAACUCAGCAUGGACCGUCGCGACGCAGGACUCUGGCACGAGCAACGCGACGUCUCGCGAACGGCCGAAGCUGGGAGGAGACCAGACGAGUGACUUGGUGAAGAGGCGAUACAGCACGCGAUUUGCCGGCGGAAUCCCUCAAGAUGGCGCCGCACCUCCCAUGCCAGCGAUGCCCUCGAUGCCAUCACAAUAUGCAGGAGACGCCGCCAGUCUACGCGGGGGAUCACGACCACCGCCUUCACGCGAUGGGCGGGCGAGUCCGGAGAAAGGGAAGGGCCGGUUGAAGGUCGACAUGCGUGCACUGAAGGACCCCAAUCUGCAGGUGGAGAAGUAUGUCCAGAACAUGCUGGCUGAUGCCUCAGAAAGCGACAUACAUGCCUACCAGAAAGACUUGCAGAGCGUCAAGGCACACACAGAUUCCGACCUGCAGCAUAAUGUCUACCAGAAUCGAACGCAGUUCAUCAAGAUCUCGAAAGAGGCAGACAAGCUCAAGUCGGAAAUGCGAACCUUACGAACGCUGAUGACAGAGCUGACCGGUGCUUUGGGCCAUGUCACGAGUGCAGGCGGUGCAGAAUUGAGUUCAUCCAGCACGCUCAGCGUCGCCGAUAGGAAGCGCGCAAAUAGGAGCAGCGUUGCCAACUUGGAGGCCAUGUGGAGCACUCACCUACAGACGCUGUGGAAGAGAGUGGAAGGCAGUCAGAAGUACCUGCCCGCAUUACCAGGAAGACACAUCAUCAUGGAGAGUCAGCGCUGGGUCGAGCUCAAUGCUGCAACGUGGAAGCCCAGGCGAAGGGUUGCACUGGUAUUGUUAAACGACCAUCUUCUGGUUGCAAGCGAGAAGAAACGGCCCGCAGAUGCUACUCCACAAGGCAAGGGCAACCGGAUGAGCAUGUACCAACCUGCUGGACAAUCACAGACGACACUCGUAGCCGACCGGUGUUGGUCACUGCAUGAUGUGUCUCUCGCAGACAUUAGCACGAGGUCAUCGACUGCCAUCGGGCACAAUAAUACGAAGGAGAACCGAGCUAUCGCCAACGCCAUCAACGUCCGUGCUGGCAAUGAGAGUUUCACCUAUGCCACCGGAGACAGCACUGAUAAAGCAGGGCUGAUCGUCGCGUUCCGCAAAGCACAAGAGGACCAGCGUAAGCAGCUUGCCGCCGAACAUGCUGGAAGGGAAAAGGCUCUAGAUGACCUCGCUUCCCUGACCGGACGGGACGCGCGAUCGUUGAAGAAGGCAGCAGCCGCAGGUAACGACCUGAUCGGUGAAGAUGGCAAGCUCGGUGGCCUGAGUAGAAGCAAUUCGGUUCUCGUCGAUGCUGAUGGCCGACCGCAAAGUAUAAGAUGGGUCGAGUCGCAGAUUGAUGGCUUGGACAUUGACAUUGCUCUGCAGCGCUUCGAGGAAGCUGUUUCUCGAGUGGAAAAGCUUCGGAAGAUGGCCCGUGGCAUCAAAGGCAAUGCGAUGGCACAGGAAAUCAUUCUUGCCAAGGUCAACGAACGAGCAAGUAGACUUGCGAACAGUGUUGCAAGACAACUAAGCUAUUCCAGCAGCGGUAUGGAAAGGACAAAGGAGAACGUCUCGUGGCUCCUCAGACUUGGAUUUGAGGAGCUGGCGCGCCAAACAUACCUUGCGAGCAGAACGGAGACGAUCCGAGCACGGACAAGGCAGCUUCCUUUCACUGGCGCUCUCGAGCCCUACUUACACGCGCUUGCUUACACCACAUUCACACUCCUGCUACACACGUUCCGGACCUUCAACCAAUCCUUCCCGACCACCAGCGGAAGUGCAGUCGUCCGAUGGGCCAAGGAAAGAGUGGACGAGUUCAAUGCUGCCCUGGAACGCCAGCUGAGUAGUGUCGUUCGGGAGAGUGAGAUCUGGGGUAUAUGCAUCCAGACCGUGAAAGAACAGGCUGUAGUAUUGGCGGAGGUGGGAGUAGACUUCGGAGGUCUCAUCGCGAGAGGACUAUCAGCAGAUGCGGCCGCCGCGGUGAAUGGAACUCAGCCCAUUGGCCUCGGAGUCCGCACUUGA